Molecule: messenger RNA, 4372 nt
Organism: Alosa alosa (allis shad)
Lineage: Eukaryota; Metazoa; Chordata; Actinopteri; Clupeiformes; Clupeidae
Gene: rbm10
Product: RNA binding motif protein 10
Exons: 23
Coding region: 182-3067 (961 amino acids)
Biological process (GO): mRNA splicing, via spliceosome
Cellular component (GO): nucleus
Molecular function (GO): RNA binding
Source: RefSeq, a predicted model, not a curated record
UCCACCCACACUGUAGUUACCAAUAUCACGCUGUCUUCAACCUUGAUUCUUGGGCCUGGUAACUCGGAGUAGUCAUAAUAGUGCAAAGACAAGUGUUCAGAGGAGCCCGACAUGCUUGUGAAUGCUGCAAGUACAGGGGAAUAAACAUUCCAGUGUCAAGCGUUGGCCCACAUAGGGUGAUAUGGAGUACGAAAGGCGGGGUGGCCGAGGGGACCGCAUUGGUCGCUAUGGCAACAGCCUUGCUGAACAUGACUUCAGAGACAUGGACUACAGAGGGUAUGGACAGGAUGAGGCAGAGGCAGAGCCUGGUUAUAAGGACCGUUCUGAGGACGAGCGGCAGUGUGGCCGUGAUGACAGCAUCGCCGGAUCAGAAGAUUUCUCCCCCACUCAGUUCGCGGACGGUCGAUCGGGCUUUCAGCACAGGGGGAUGCGGGGCACCAACCCAAGCAGAUCAGGAAAGACUUUCCCCCGGGGUUCCCACUCCCAAGCCCAACCCCAGCAAGCUCAGCAGCAGAGAUUCCGACUGGAUGAUCGGGACUUUGGGUUUGAGUUGGAGUCCAAGGGGCCCAGAAGGGAUCACACAUCCUUCAGAGGGCAGAAAAACUUUCCAGAGAAUCAGGCCCAUCACCCUGGAGACAGCCACGAAAUGAAGGGCUGGGGUGCCAGGGCGUUUGCUGGCCAGGAAGAGCGCGGUGCAGCUCGACGAGGGGAAGAGGACCAGUUUGGCAGAGAGCUCGGCCACAGAAAGGCUUUCUCUGACACAGGCCAGGGUGGUAACAGCAGCAGAGAGGCGGGAUUCAGCGCCGGCUCUGAUUUGGGCCUGGACGAGGCCGAGCGCAGUGACCAGGACUACAGAGCAGAGCUGGACCAGGCACAGAAGCCCAGCAACAUCAUAAUGCUGCGCACGCUCCCCCCAAACGCCACAGUCAACGAGAUCCGCAACUUGCUGCAGGAGCAAGGAAUUCAACCUCGUGAAGUUCGCCUAAUGAGAAAUAAGUCCUCAGGUCAAAGCCGAGGAUUCGCCUUCGUCGAGUUUAAUCACUUGCAGGAGGCCACCCGAUGGAUGGAGACCAACCAGAGAGUGCUCAUUAUUUUAGGACAGCGGGUGUCCAUGCACUAUAGUGACCCCAAGCCACGUGCCAACGAGGACUGGCUCUGCAAUAAGUGUGGAGUGCAGAACUUUAAAAGGCGUGAAAAAUGCUUCAAGUGUAGCGUCCCAAAAUCAGAAGCUGAGCUGAAAUUGCCUCUGGUGCAGAAGGACUUGCCCCUGGGGCAACUAAAGGACCCUGCCCAAGGUCUGUUGCCCCUGCCCACUCUCUACCAGCCCUCGGCUCCUCUACUGGCCUUGACCGCAGCUUCACAGGCAGCAGAGCUGGCAAAUGACACUCUGAUCCUGAGGAACCUGGGACCCCACACUAAUGUGGAGGCCAUCCUGUCAGCGCUGGCUCCCUUCGCCACGCUUUCUCCUUCCAACGUGCGCCUCAUCAAGGACAAGCAGACCCAAGUGAACCGCGGCUUCGCCUUCCUCCAGCUCACCACCAUUGUGGAGGCCUCACAGCUCCUCCAGAUCCUUCAGGCUCUGCAGCCUCCUCUGUCCAUUGACGGCAAAGUCAUCGCGGUGGAGUUUGCCAAGGGCUCCAAGCGUGAUGUGUUUCUUACUGAUGGGAGUCGUGUCAGUGCCGCCACAGUGGCCAGCACAGCCAUAGCGGCAGCGCAGUGGGCUGUUUCACAGAAUGCCCAGCUAGGCUCAGGUGUGGCCCAGGCUAGUGAUAUUGCAGUGUACCAGCAGGGUGCAGUGUUGUCCAUGUUUGGGCAGGAGAGGCAGGAUGGAGUAGUGUCUGAUGGUUUGGGCCACAAGGGGCUGAGUGCGAUAGCAGGCGCCAACCUUGCCGUCUCUGGCCUCAUGGGAGCCUAUGAAGGUGGAAUAACUGCUGGAGUGGUCACAUCUGAAGCGAAAGUUUCUGCUGUCACGAUCGCUCCAGCACAAGUUCAUCUUAUCUCCACGGCAACAUCCGCACAGUCCAAUCCGCAGGCCCAUGCAGCUGCAACCGUGGAGAUCAUUGGCAAACCCCAGCCUGCCACUCCUAGCCAUCCAUCAGUACCGGGGACGUCAUCAGAGCUUCCUCAGUACCCUGUUCCUGAUGUCUCCACUUAUCAGUAUGACGAGAGCUCGGGGUAUUACUACGACCCCCUGACUGGCCUUUACUAUGAUGCUAACUCACAGUACUACUACAAUUCCCAUACGCAACAGUACAUGUAUUGGGAUGGAGAGAAAAGGACCUACGUUCCAGCAUCAUCCCAAACAGACGGUGCUAGUGGUGCUGAUUCAGCAUCUCUCGAUGCCUCUCAAGGCAAGGACAAGAAGGACAAGCCCAAGACAAAAACUGCUCAGCAGAUAGCGAAGGACAUGGAGAGGUGGGCCAAGAGCCUGAACAGACAGAAGGAGAACGUGCGCUCGCUGUCCUCUUCUGCCUCCACCUCCUCCAACCCCGUAGCACGGGGCCCUGGACAGGGCCGGCCCGACGACCGCCGAGAAUCCGCCAGCGCAGACGCGGGAUACACCAUUCUGGAGAAGAAGGGUGCUCUGUCCGAAAGACCUCAUAUUCUCCUAGAACAGAUCAAGCAUCCAGAGGAAAGAGAGCGGACACCUCCUCGUCCUCUGGUUGCUGCCUACAGUGGCGAGACAGACAGUGAUGAGGAGGGGACAGAGAAGGAGGAGCGACUAACAGACUGGUCCAAACUGGCCUGCCUACUGUGUAGGAGGCAGUUCCCAAGUAAAGAGGCCCUUAUUCGCCACCAGCAGCUCUCUGAGCUGCAUAAGCAAAACCUGGAGCAGAGGAGGGCCCGGCAGGGCCAGCAGGAGGGCCCAGGAGGAGCAGACAGCGAGAUGAGGUACAGAGACCGGGCUGCAGAAAGGAGGGAUAAGGGGGGCAUCCUCGACGAACCAGAGGCCAAGAAAUGGAAGUUCAACCCCAUCGAUGGGCCCUCGGGCAUCAGCCUCGGAGCGCGGAUGCUGCAGGGUGGAGUGAAGAAAGGCCUUCUGCUCCGCAACAUGCCCACCGACUGAGAAGCAGUCCUGCAUCCCCCGCCCACCCCAGCCUCCUCAUCCUCCUCAUUCAGUUCACUCAGCAUCACUCAGCCUGGUCUGUCCUGGAGGACCCUGCAUGGACUACAGUGUUCAACUCUGUUCUUGGCCGUUAACCGUUGCACCAAAUGCACCUUUUGGUCUUCCUCAUGGGGCCGCAUGUGCUCUUCAACUGAAGCUUUUUUUUUUUUUUGCCGUCACCUGGCACAUGUUCAUGAUGACCUCACGUUGGUCUGUAUGUCAAAAAAAAAAAAAAAAAAAAAAACUGCCUUCAAAACUCACCUUGUACAUUACAUUCAUAUUUUAAACUUGAAAAAAGAAAUAGGAAAUGUAACUUUUCCAUGGGACUGCUCCAAAAUGACUUGCCUUUAGCUGAAGUACAGGUUAUGGUGUGAUUAUCCUGUUUCUUGCUAUGCACGGAGAUUAAUGCUCAGACAUACACUCCUAUGCAAAGACUUGAUGGCGUGAAAGAGCAUUAGCAGCGUUGUUGUGAAGUGUGACUGCUGAAGAUGAAGUGUAUAAAAGGGAAUGUGUGUGUGUGUGUGUGUGUGUGUGUGUGUGUGUGUGUGUGUGUGUGUGUGUGUGUGUGUGUGAGAGAGAUAUGUGAAAUAUAUAUGUGUGAAAUAUAUUUGUCCUUGGUUAUAGUCACAUGGUUUGAGACUUGUUUGUAAUUCUAAGUUUGUCAUUUAGUCAACCCCAUUUACAGAGAUGCAUUCCUAUGUGUCAUGGCUAAUGCUGUUGAAUUAUAUGUGCCGUUUUGUUUGUAUUUGUUUUGCAAUUGUAAAUUGAAAUGCCAAUGAUGUAAUCUUAAGUCUUAAAACAUAUGCCUGUGUUACCUUUUAUCUAUUUAUAAUUUGACUGUUUUUAUCAGAAGAGUGUGUUGUGAAUGAAUGGUUUUCCUGGAAAUCCAGUGUGAAUCAGAGAAGUGGGAGUUUUACGUAAUGAACUUUUGCGUAAUUUUGUACUGUUCUUAACACAAGCGCAAUGAGAGAAUUCCCCUGUGUAUUUCCUCUUUGUGUGUUGGGUGUUGGAAUUGCACAACAGAAUGCAUUUGCACAAUAUAUUGUGACCAUAGGUAUGUAUAGGAGAAACCUAAUACACAAACGAGUAAAUCUGUACAUAUCUAUAAUAAGGGAUGAUGUUUGCCGUCACCCUGUUUUUUACACACUGACCUGUUGGAUAUGGAAACAGCUGGUUAAAAAACACAGUCAGUAGUAUACUAGCUCCUGCGUUUGAUGUAGUCAGCAGAUGUUACAAAAAAAAACAAUUAAAGUAAAUUAACCAGAA